This is a messenger RNA of Candoia aspera, 3354 nucleotides long. RefSeq names its product enolase 4 (gene ENO4). Lineage: Eukaryota; Metazoa; Chordata; Lepidosauria; Squamata; Candoiidae. The transcript has 16 exons. Gene Ontology annotation, biological process: glycolytic process. Gene Ontology annotation, cellular component: phosphopyruvate hydratase complex. The coding region runs from base 1 to 2310 and encodes 769 amino acids. The record is from RefSeq and is a predicted model, not a curated record. Gene Ontology annotation, molecular function: magnesium ion binding; phosphopyruvate hydratase activity.
AUGCAGGGGAGGCAGGUGGAUGAACAAGGGAAGGAGGACUCUCAAACCCCUGAAAGACUAAGGGUGAUGGAGGCGUCGAUGGAGUAUAUGUUCAAGAAAUGGUCAAUGGCAUGGGGGGCCCGAGUGAGGAGCGAAGAGGAAGCAAGCACUAGGUAUUCCUUGCCUUCUCCCCCCCCCCUGCGGCGCCACCGCUGGAGAGAGGCAGGAGACAGCACAGGGCAGAGGCGAGACCUCCCAGAGUUAGGCUCGCAAAAUCCCUGCCUCGAGAUCGGAGAUCCCCAGCAAGCAGGGGUGCGAGUGGGCGACCAGAUGUGUCAACGGGUUCUCUUGCAACGCAGCGCCGGCCGUGUCUCCCCCAAGAGGAGACGAUUUCGCGAGACUUCGGAAGUCUCGGGACAAGGCGGAGAGCGUGCCCGUUUCCUAGCGACGGCCACGGGGAUCUUGAACGAGGAAGUCGUGGCGCGCGGGGAAGCUUACGCGGGGAGGGAAGUGCAACCGCAGCAGGAUCGGCGGUUUACUGUCAUGGAUCUCAAACACCAGGCUGCAGAAUAUUACCGGAGCAAUGAAGUACCGCAGCGCCUGGAGGAAGUGCUGAACACCAUGUUCUACCAGCGUCCCGCAGACCUCUACGGGUAUCUGGCAAACUUCUUCGCUAAAUUAUCAAAACCUCCAGUGAUAUGCAAAUUAGAUGCUAAAAGUGUGCUAGAUGGAAUUGGUCGACCAACAUUAGAAGUUGAAGUCUUUUGCCGAAUUAGGGAAUGUGACAAGAUGAUUUGUUCCAGCAUGAUCUCGUCUCAUGGUGAAAUUCUUGAAAAUGCUUCACUGGAAGCAAUUGAUGCAGAUGAAAAGGAAAGAUAUGAAUCUUUGAAUAUAGCAGUUGAAUGGAUAAAUGAAUCACUGAAUGAAAUGCUCAGAGGCCUUCAACCUAGUGACCAACAAAACAUAGAUGAGUUAUUAGGUGAUUAUUUUACAAAGAAAUAUGAAGAAGACAAAGAAAGAACAGGAGCUACAAAAGAAAAAGAAAGUCAAGAAGCAAUGACACCUGCUUCUUCACUGGCCACAGCACCUCCUGGGAAAAAGAAACCAAACAAACCAGGCAAAAAACCUUCUGUGAUAGAAAAGCCAAUACCCCCAGCAGAACUCCCUGAACCUGUCCUUAUGGGCAGUUUGGCUAUUGGAUGUACAUCACUUGCGAUUGCCAAGACUGCCGCCAUUAUUCAUGACAUACCUUUGUACUCAUACAUUGCUUUGCUGAAACAUAAUCAGGAGAUGCCAAAAGAACUGGUUGUGCCAUUACCAAUGAUAACAGUUUUGAGUUGCGGCAAAUCAUCACCUGGAAAACUGAAUUUAAUGAAAGAAGUGAUGCUUAUCCCUCCUGCUUGGUUAACAGUUAAACAAGCUAUAAAAAGAUGUAUGGAUAUUCAGAAACAGAUGUUGAAAUUGAUAGAAGCAAUGAGUAAAGCGCCUGGUUCUGCACUAGAUGGCAAAAAAGCUGCUUCACGAGAUGCAGGGAAAAAGACUCCGCUUCUUGUUCCUAAAAAAGUGUCCCAUUUAGGCUGUCUAGUAAUGGGAUAUGAAAGUCCAGAACAACCGCUAAUCUUGAUCCAAUCAGCAUGCACAAAUCUUUCCUUGGAAUUAGGAAUAGAUAUAUAUUUAGGGAUAAAUUGUGCUGCUCAUGAACUAAUGGACUAUAAUAAAGGAAAAUAUGAAGUAAUUGUUGGGACACAUAAAUCUGCUGAUGAAAUGUUGGAUAUGUAUCUAGAACUGAUUAAGAAAUUCCCUUCUAUUAUAACAUUAAUCGAUCCAGUGAGAAAAGAGGACAGCUCACAAUGGAUCCACCUGUUGAAUGUUUUGGGUUCUAAAUGUUAUUUAAUUGCAGAAGACUCAUGCAGGAAUAUGACUAAACUUCUGGGUUCUAAAAAAACCAAUAUGCCAAAAUGCAGUGGACUUGUCAUAAAACAUACCAAUGAAACUAAAAUUUUGGACCUUGUACAAAUGACCCAGCGAUUAGAUGGUCGGAGGCAACUUUCCAUCUUAGGAAGUCCAGAUGGAGAAUCUUCUGAUGAUAGUCUUGCAGAUCUGGCUGUUGGACUGGGAACCAAAUUCAUCAAACUGGGAGGUCUUUCCCGUGGAGAGAGGAUAGCCAAAUACAAUCGACUUCUUGCGAUAGAGGAAGAACUGAACAAGAAUGGAGGGCUUUGUGAAAGAGAUGAGCACGAAUUCAUCUAUUAUACUGAAGAGGAAGAAGAGGAGGAGGAAGAAUUUGAUUAUACUGAUUCCACUUCAGGGAGUAGGCAACCUGCAGUCUAGAAAUUAAUCAGAAUUGGCAUUGGUUGAUUCAGACUAACUCUGGAAUUCUUCUUUUGGGAAUGCAUUGUGUCUUCCCCAAGAUAGCAGCUGGGAUAAAAAUGUAAAUUUAUUUGUCUUACUAUCGUUCAACAUUUAUUUUAUUGAAACGACUUGUAUUUUGUCUUCCUGUUGCUCAGUGUUCAGGACAAUGACUGAAUGUUUCCUCCAUUAAAUCCCACUUGCUUCCAUGUUUUAUUUUACACAGAUAAGGGUGUCUUGUGAAAUUUCUUUCACUAGGAGAAACUAACAAUAUACAGUAUAUUAUGGAACUGAUUAUAAAAACAAUAAUCCAUUAAAUUCCACUUCUAAAUGUAAUCAGCAAUCAAUCUUGAUGCAGGGUUCUGUCAUGAAAUUCUUUAUUCCAAAUUUGCAUCAUCUUAAUAAUUGACAAUAAAAAAAACCCAACACAUCUUCAGGCUGGUGUUGUUUCAGUUAACAAGCAACCAACUGAAACAUAAAUUGAGACUAAUUUUUCUUAGGAAAUUAAAAUUAUAUGAAAGGCUGAGAACAGUGUUUCUCAACCAGUAGUAUGAGUACCAACAAGUGGUUUGCAGAAUUAGUGUAGAUGGGACAUGAUUCCCCUCCCUUAAUUGUGAUAUAGCACAUGACAGGACAGCAGAGGACUGAACCUCCCAUCUCGAGUGAGGGAACUCGGCAUUCCAGCAGAGUGAGAAUCAAAGGUUUAUCUUAGUAGUCAAAAUAAAACAUUUUGCACUAAUUAUUCCUCUCUCAUUGUUUCAACAUUAGCUGUCGUUCAGUUAUAGCAGCAAUACCAACAGUACUGUUCUAAUUUUGUAGAGCCUUACAAUUUACCAUAAACUAUAAAUUGAGAGCCUGUAAAGCUGUGUAUGUCCUUCUUGGAAAAGGUGGGAAGGGGGGUUGUUUCCAUCUUAGUGGGCCUUAAGAUAACAAAGGAUUGGGAACCAUUGCUAUAGUAAUCAUUUCUUGGUGCUGGUGCUCAUUGGAAAAGGAAUAAUUCUCUUUACUAAGUUUCAUAUUAAUUUC